GCAAGCCGAGAGCGAGGAAGGAUAUUGAAAGUCCGGUGUAGUCUCGACUAACCAUUUUUCCCAUCGUCAAACGGAUCAAGCUUUUUGUGAGACAUUGGAUCGAUCACAAAAAGCGGGAUUCGCUUUUCGUCGAGGAACAUUUGGCCGGGCGCAGACAACACUUGCAACCAUACUCGCAACGACGGGAAAAAUAGUGUCGAGAGCUACUACCUAAACGCAAAGAUCUCUUUUUCGCUCAGCACACAUACCAAUAGACCUUACUGUAACCUGACUGUAACCUACCACUUAUACCAACGAACGAAAAUAGUGAAAUGGAUGAUUUAAGCAGACAGAUGCAAAAUACUAAUAUGAUGGAUGGUGGAAUAGAAGACUUACGUCAGGUUAGUGGAAAUAUGAUUGUUGGAGGUGUGGUUCCAAAUCAUGCCAACAAUGUUCACCGUCGAACCAAAACCAGAGUCACAAUGCAUGCAUUAAUGUCUGAGGCACUGCCACUUGAUGAAGCUGCUAGAUUAGAGAUGAAAGCUUUGCCUAGUAAGACACCUGUAUCUGUUUUGCAAGAAUUAUUAUCACGCAGAGGCACAACACCCAAGUAUGAACUUGUACAAAUUGAGGGUGCUAUACAUGAACCAACAUUCCGCUAUCGAGUAACUGUUGCUGAUGUUGUUGCAGAUUCACUUAUUUCAGCCAUGGGAACUGGUAGGUCCAAGAAAGAAGCAAAGCAUACUGCUGCUAAAGCUGUGCUUGACAAAUUAAUUGGAGCUAAUAAUGAAAAUUCUGAGACUCCAAUACCAAACAGUAUUUCUGAUAGUGAAAAUUUUUCUUUAAGUUCUCAAAAUAUACAAGAGAUUCAAAGUGGCUAUGGAGGUGAAGAAAAAGUAGUGAACAAUCCAAUUGGCUCACUUCAAGAGUUAUGCAUGUCUCGCCACUGGCCACCACCCAAGUAUUCAAUGGAAGGUGAAGAAGGUCUUCCUCAUGAGAGACAGUUUACUAUUGUUUGUACCAUUUUAAAGUACCGUCAAGUUGGACAAGGCAAAAGUAAAAAAUUAGCUAAAAGGCAAGCUGCACAUAAGAUGUGGCAAUCCUUACAAGAGAUGAAUAAUGCUACUCAUACUCCAGGAGAAGAUGAUGAGAUUGUGCCGAAAAAUGCGAAUGUGAGCGCCCAUUUCGCGGAUUUAAAAGAUAGUAAAAUUGCAACAUUGACAACACCUCAUAGUCAUAAAGUUUCCCAAUUUCACAAGAAUUUGAAAUCUUCAACUGGUGUAAAACUUUUUGAACUCCAACAUACUUGCCUGAAUGAUGGGGAUGUAAAUUUGGUACAGUUCCUGCAAGAAAUUGCUUCAGAGCAACAGUUUGAAGUUACUUAUGUAGAUAUUGAGGAGAAGUCAAUUAGUGGGAAAUGCCAAUGUCUUGUCCAACUGUCAACGCUCCCAGUGGCGGUGUGUUACGGCUCUGGAAUGACAAGCAAAGAUGCUCAAGCCUCGGCAGCGCAAAACGCUCUGGAAUACUUGAAAAUCAUGACCAAAAAGUGAGCCAGCGCUUCGCUCUUGCCACUCGCCACCAUCAGUUGCAAGUCCAACGACAACGUUUUAUCGAAAAAUCAAUUGAACAAUACCCGUGCGAAUAUUUUAUACAGCAACAAUGAAAACUCCUCGAAAACUGUCAAAAACGAGUCGGAAAAUAGUAGCCAUCAUCAAUUAUAUCAAGCUACGUCGUCGAAGCUUCACCCACGUGCAGUGAUCAACAACGGCUCAACUGAGAUGAUAUUCAACUCAACUAGUAGUGCAGCGAGAAAUAAUAAGAAGAACAGCAAUGUGAUCAACGAGAAUGGCAAAGUCAAACCGAACAUCGGUAGAUUCGGUGGUGACAUAAAAAAUUCUGCCGGUAUUCCGUCCGACGAUCAGGCCAGGUCUAAAGAUUACAGUGGUAAAAAAAUUACCAAUGAUUUAAGCUCGAAAUUCAAAAAUUAUCAAUUCGAAUACAGUAAGGAUAACUCGAUCAAUCAGCAGGAUUACAAAGCAAGAUCAGUGGCCAAUGUAGCUGCUCGAAUCUCUAAUCAAAUUUCGUCAAAUUUUCAGCGAGAUAAUAAUCAAACAUACUAUCAGCAGGACGAAAAUAAAACCAAUUCCAACAGCAUCUAUACGGUCGCUCGUAAAACUUGGGAUCAGCAACCGAAAACUGCACCAGUUAAUUUUCCUCCUCUUCGAGCUCCCCAAAGUAUCGUCAAUGUACGACAUCCCUUUGUCACCGAGGCUCGAGUAAAACACAACGAGACCAAUGGUUUAAAAUCCAAGUCGCAGUUAAAGGAUACUUAUAAAUUUAGCAGCUCUACUAUGAUGUCAGCAUAUACACGGCCUGAUUCCUUUCCUCAACAAACUCUAGCCUCGGUAUUGUUUUCGGAUGCUGGCCAGUAUUCUCAAUCGGCUUCAUCGUACUCAGCCAACCAAUUUCAAACCUACGAUCAUACGGCGAGUUACCAAGCGAUACCGCCGUUUUCUGAUAAUUCAAUGCCCUUCACGCAAUAUGAAAAUCCAAAUUUCGUACAGCCGAAUCAUUAUCCGGCCACUGAUCUAACGAGCAAUCAAUUCCAGUAUCAUACGCCAGGUGUUGCUCAUCCGCAAGACUCGACCAUGUUUAUUCAAAGUCCUAUUGCCAUGAGCGAACAAUAUGCCGCUUCAAAUUAUGCACGAACUAUGAGAACUGAAAUGGUGCAUAGACUACAUCGACCAAACAAGUUUAACAAUUGAUGAGUUUUCGUGGAGAGAUUGUAACUCUGUAUUAUGCAUGCGCUGAUUUCCUAAUUAGAAAAUUCCAUUGGAAACUUGAGAAAUUCUUUAGCGCCGAGGAUUUCCUACAUAAUAUGAGUAUAUUGAAUAUAGUAACUUUAAACGACAAUUCAAUCGUGACUAGUCAAUGUAGAUAUUACACAAAAAAAUGAUGGUGUUUUUGAUUCUAAAUGCGUUUAUUAUAAUUUGGUUUUCAAUGAAGUGUUCUAUUUAGGAGUUUUAAGAAAAGGAUUUGGUGAAGAUUAUUUCAAUCACAGAUCCAUAUUGAAAUAAGUUUCACCCAAUGUCCUUAUGAUUCUCGAGCACGUUUUUGUAUUACAAACUAUCGUUGGCUUGGGUAUGAAGAGCAAGAUAAGGCAGAAAUUUUAUUAAUUUUUAAAUUGAUUUAGAAGAUGCAUAUUAUAUAUAUAUACUUUUUUUUAGAGUUAACAGAAAGGAAAGUUCAAACAAAAUUUAUUCUAAUAACGUAAAUGUAAAUACUUGAAUAGAUUUUGGCGACCAAGAACGAAUCAUUGUAGAGGUUAAGAUUAAAAAAAUUAACACUUUCAUACAAUUGAGAACUAUUUCGUGUAUUUAUUAAAGCAAGUUAUAGAUUUUACUUUGAUUUUAUACUCUUUUUUUUUUUUUUUUUUCUUUUUCUUUUUUUUUUUAAUGAUAAAACGAAUAUAUCAGAGAAUGAUGAUACAUUCUAACAUUUAAGAUAUUCAACCAGCUUUACACAAUAAAAUAGAAUGAGUGAAUACGAUUGAAUAAUUGUAUGAUUUAGCUUGAAAAGCUGUAUUUUGUAACAUUUCCGCGGAGGGAAAAAUUACGAAACAACUGUAGUAAAUAGAUUUUACUAUUUGCAACAUCUGUUAUUCUUUUAGAAUUUUUGUUGUUGCUAGUUGCCAAAAAAUUAUGAAAUCUUAUGUAGGACGAAAAAAAAAUAAAAAAAAUUAAAAAAGUAAUGCAAGAGUUUAAGAUUACUAAGCUCGCAGUUGCGAGAAAGUCUGAAACGAUGAGACAUUAUACUUCAAUUCUAUUGAAUGUCAAAUUUACAUGUAUUUGUAAAUAUGUCAUUUGAAGGGUCGAAGCGAUACUAAAUUUCUACUAAUAUACAAAUUAAUGCUGUAAUAUUGAAAGUUACACCGUAGCUUAUUAUAUAUAAAAAAAAUUACUUUAAAAAACUUUGAAGUUUCGAAACAAAGUUAAAUAAAACCGUGUCGUAGGCACUCUUAGCUCUAGGCAGCAGACAUUAAAGAUCUUUCUCGUGAUUUUUCAGGACAUAUGGAAAUAAAAAUGACACUAAAAGUCCGAUUAUUCCUUUUUCUAAUAAGUAACACUGUGAUGUGAUUUGCAAAAUGCUACCAAGGUAGCUCUAUUGCAAGAAAAAAAAACAUAGAAAAAUAAAAUUAAUCGCUGGAAUCUCGCAACAAUGGUCUCGAUUGGAAUACGGUGAUAAUAAUAAUAAAAUUUAUUAAUAAUAUUACGAUGGUGUACGUUUUUCUUUAGUAAUAUAGUGCAUAAACUCAUAAGCAUCACAAAUAAUGUAUCCGUAAAUUUAAUCUGUAAGAACUUCAAUCUUACAGCGGAUUGUAUAGCCCAGUAUACUAAACUACUCGUGUAUAUUCUAAUGUCGAGAAAAGACAUUGAUAAAAAUAUACCUUGAUUAUGAUGAGACAAAAGCGUUGGUUGUAACAGCUUAAAAAAAGCAAAUGAAUAAAUGAAAUGAAAUGUAAUAAGAGAAAUAAUUACUCCAAAGUAAAUAUUAAAUUCACCUUACUAGUCUUAUUUGUUUCGUAUUUCAACAGAGCUUUUAAAUUGCAGUAAAAAUACGCAAUUUUGCAAAUCAAAAUUGUAUUAAUGCGAGAGUAGUAGAACGUGUUAUAACGUUCUGUUUAAAUGUCACUAGAGUUUAGAAAUUACAUAAGAUUUGAAUUGAAAUGCAUAAAAAUAACAAUGAGCUACAGAAAAAUAAAUUCUUGUGGUUAUUAUAACAUCUUUUAUGAUAAAGAAUGAUAUGUAUCCAGAGAAAAGCAUCACUUAUAAAUACGAAUUGUAGUAUGAAAAAUAAAAGAUGAAUGUAUUAAGUAGCGAGAAUUGAAAAUUAUUAUUUCUAUUUGUCGUAAGUUUGCUAUAUUAACUAACAUGUCGAAAUUGUUAGUUAAAUGUAAUACAAAAUUUUGCGUAAAUAAUUUUUAGUUCCAUUAAAGAUUUCUAGUAGUAAAUGCUUAUUUGACUAGAAUAAAAAAGAAAAAUGCAUAAUUGUGAUCGAAAUGUGAGGACUCGAUGGACUGAUUCUACAGUCGGCGAAACAAUGAAAAAUAAUCAAGAAAUUAUACGUAAGUAAAUGAGAGGAGAAAAAGAAAAACAAAUUGUAUUCAUGUUAUCAGCAGUCUUCCGCGAAGAUUGCAGAAAACAUUUUAUAUUUUUUAAUGAUAAGAGAAAAAGAGAGGAAUAAAGUUGAAAAGGAAGUUGAGACGAAAUGAAAUUAUGCGAAUCGCUAUAAUAACGCCUAACAAAUUAAUGUGCGCGAACUUAACAAAGUGGCGAAAAAUAAUUCAUCGAGAGGUAAUACAAAAAAUAAGAUAGGAUCAGGAAGAAAAGGAGAGAAAAUACACUAUUCCUCCUCUGUAGCAGAGGGCUCGAAUUUUUCUCCCUUCGUCUUUAUUGUCCAGAAACAGCGCAUGUAUUAUUAAUUGUACUUUCUUAAAUAUUAACUAAUGUAUUUAAAUUGUGAAUUGCGUUGUUUCAAAUUGUGAAUUUAAGAAGCGUUUCAAUUACAUUAACCGAUAUAUCGAUAUGUCAAUGUGUUUACGCCAACUUGAUCUUUAAAAAUUUGCAUUGAGACACUUAAUACAAGAAUAGUUUAAUUUAUCCAAAAUAAAUUAUUCUUGCAUUUAUUUAAUUUUACUAGAACAUUUUUUGAAGAAUCUUCAGUAGAAUAUUCAAAAUUUCCAAUGUAAAUUAUUUAGAUCAUACAAAAUCACAUAAAUUGAAUUCGUUGUACGAAUUAUGUGAAUGAGUAAGUCAAUGAUUGUCUAAGAAAAAAAGAACAAUAUAAAGGUACUCAUUAGAAAAGUGACCUUCGAAAUACACCGUGAAGUUCAAGAAUUUUAUAUGCGUCGGUUAUUACUAAGAGUUUUAGAUUUUUUUGAACGCUACAUUUUUAUGCAGUUUGAUUCAUAUCCAUUGUAUUUUUUCUUAAUCAAUAUUAAUCUUAAAUUGAAAAGGAUUAAAAGGAUAAGAAAUCUUUCUUGAGUCUAUUUCGCGAUAUUCGCAAUAGUUCCUUGGUAUAUUUUGAGCGCUAAAUCUAGAAGACGAUAACCCUUUUAUAUUUGAAAGAAGGCGUCCGAGGCGUUGUUUUCUUUUUUCCCUUAUUUAUUUUAUCCUUUCUUUUGGCUUUUCUUUCGCCUCCUCCGUAUAUGAUCAAAUGGAAUCUUGACGAUAAGGAAGUGUCAGUCGCAAAAAACGCAAGAUUUAUAUGUCAAAGGGGAUAAGAAAAAUAAUACUAUCACAUGGACAUGGCAUACAGAUAACGACUUGAUGAGAAAUGAAAAAAAUCAUAAAAGAAAUUACGCGAAUCAUAACAAUAAGUCAGCAGAUAACAAAGGCCCUUUCUAUACACGUGUUGGGUACCUAGAUACUUAUAAUUAAUAAAGGUUGUUCUAUGUAUGAUGUGCGUGUAACACUGUUAAUAAAAUACUGAUGCUUAUG
Molecule: messenger RNA, 6479 nt
Organism: Phymastichus coffea
Lineage: Eukaryota; Metazoa; Arthropoda; Insecta; Hymenoptera; Eulophidae
Product: interferon-inducible double-stranded RNA-dependent protein kinase activator A homolog
Exons: 8
Coding region: 312-1529 (405 amino acids)
Source: RefSeq, a predicted model, not a curated record